AUGGAAAACCAAGGGUUUGAGAUGCAAGAAAACGGGCUGGAACAUUUCUCUCCCAAUAAGAAUCACCAGCAGCCAAGACACUUUGAACCCGGACAGGAUAAGAAACGUUCCUCCUCUCUGAUGAAAAUCUUCAUGGUCUGUUUCCUGGCUUGUCUCAUCACCACGGCCGUCGGAGUACUAAUUUUAUCCCUGGUUUACCUGGGUCAUUUCAGUGAGAAAGACUCUGGGCAAGCCAUGAGCCCAGGUACAGACUCAGAGCCACCACAGGACAGCAGUAGCCAGAAAACUGCAAGUCGCUAUAGUUUUAUGAGCCACCUCAGCAAAUCUAAGGUGUUUCAGUUUGAAGGCGGAGCUAUACAGUGGGCGCGCUUCCGGAACCAAGCUAACGAUUAUUCCAGUGACAACGAGAUGCAGUUUGGUACCAGCAUUAAUCGUCACCAGUCUAAAAUGAGCGUGGGCACGCUGCGGAUUGUGAGCAAGGGCUUGAGAGCCCCACAUUGGCACUUCAAUGCUAACGAGCAUGGCUACCUGGUGCAGGGCAAGGCGUGGAUUGGGAUAGUUGAUGAUGGGGCCAACACUGUCACCACCUACAACGUUACAGCUGGCCAGGUCAUCUUUCUCCCUAAGAACACCCUACAUUGGGUGAAGAACGUGGGUGAUGAAGAUUGCCUUUUCCUUCUGUUCUUUACUACUCACGAAGAGCUGAAAACACUUGAUGUGGAUGACGCGUUUUACCUGACGCCGGAGGACAUUGCUGCAAGGUCACUGAAGCCAGUUGGUGGCGUCAAUUUCAUCAGAAGCUUCGAGAAACCAAAAGAAGACCAAGCUAUAAACCUCCCCGAAAACCUGGUGGAACUAAUCCAAAAUGCCGCCUAUGUACAGUCCAAUGACUCGGACGUCUGGAAGUAUUUUUACGACUUGGAAGGGUCGAGACAAUUCAUCUUCCCCGGAGGAAUCAUUCAGUGGGCUCGCCACCGGACGAAUGGAGUUGGCCUAAAUGCCAAUGAGAGGAUCUAUAGUGAAUCUGUAAAUUCACACAGUGACACCCUCACUCUGGGAACCCUAAGAAUAACCAGUAAUGGCCUAAGACAGCCGCAUUUCCACUUCAAUGCACACGAAAUGGGAUAUGUCAUUAGCGGCUGUGGCCAGAUUGGAAUAAUUGGAGAAAAACCUGUUGAGGAUUUUACAGUCGGUAUUGGCGAUGUGUUUUUCUUCCCGAUCGGAACCCAGCAUUACAUCAAAAGCGUAUGCGAUGAGGACUUAUUGAUGAUACUGGCCUUCAGCACUGGAAACCAGCUGGAAACACUUGAUAUGGACGACUAUUUCCAUGCCACGUCUGACCACAUUCUGGCACAGCUCUUCCGAAAGAAGCAGCAAGAAUUUAAGAAAAUUCCGAAAUUCCAGGUGGAUCAAGCUGUUAACCUGCCAUAAUCCC
Molecule: messenger RNA, 1435 nt
Organism: Pseudophryne corroboree (corroboree frog)
Lineage: Eukaryota; Metazoa; Chordata; Amphibia; Anura; Myobatrachidae
Exons: 9
Coding region: 1-1431 (476 amino acids)
Biological process (GO): activation of protein kinase B activity
Cellular component (GO): plasma membrane; Golgi apparatus
Source: RefSeq, a predicted model, not a curated record